This is a messenger RNA of Hirsutella rhossiliensis, 1092 nucleotides long. Its product is annotated as iron permease FTR1 family domain-containing protein. The record is from RefSeq and is a predicted model, not a curated record. Bases 1 to 1092 code for a protein of 363 amino acids. Gene Ontology annotation, molecular function: ferrous iron transmembrane transporter activity. The transcript has 4 exons. NCBI's taxonomy places the organism in Eukaryota, Fungi, Ascomycota, Sordariomycetes, Hypocreales, Ophiocordycipitaceae. Gene Ontology annotation, cellular component: high-affinity iron permease complex; plasma membrane. Gene Ontology annotation, biological process: iron ion transmembrane transport.
AUGACCACAGACGUCUUCUCCGUUCCCGUCUUCCUCAUCGUCUUUCGCGAGACGCUUGAAACCGUCAUCAUCGUCUCGGUCCUGCUCGCCUUUCUCAAGCAGACUCUCGACGGUCCCAAUGGAAAUGCCCAGGUGUACAAGUACCUCAGGCGACAGAUCUGGGUCGGCGUCGGCGCCGGCUUCCUCGUCUGCAUGAUAGUUGCCGGUGCCAUCAUCGGCGUCUACUACACCGUGCGGCGCAACUCGUGGGAGGCCAAUGAAAACUACUACGAGGGCGCCUUCUGUCUUCUUGCGUCCGUCAUCAUUACCAUCAUGGGUGCUGCCCUCCUCCGCAUCGGCAGGAUGCAGGACAAGUGGCGUCUCAAGCUCGCAAAGGCCGUCGAGGCGCCGCUCAGCACCGAUACCCGACACUGGUGGGCCCGUUUCAUCGAGAAAUAUGCCAUGUUCUUUCUCCCCUUCAUCACCGUCCUCCGCGAGGGCAUCGAGGCCGUCGUCUUCACCGCCGGCGUCUCUUUCACGGCACCCGCAACGGCCGUGCCGCUGCCCGUCGUGGUAGGCCUUUUCGUCGGAAUCCUCAUCGGAUGGGUCCUGUACAAAGGUGGAUCGACGGCUCGGAUGCACCUUUUCCUCGUCGUCUCGACCUGUCUGCUAUAUCUCGUCGCUGCUGGCCUCUUUUCCCGAGGCGUCUGGCACCUGGAGGCACAGAAGUGGAAUGAUGCCGUAGGCGGCGAUGCCGCGGAAACCGGCGCUGGUCCAGGCUCCUAUGACAUUGACAAGAGUGUCUGGCACGUCAACUGCUGUCAGCCGACCGGCCCCAAUGCCGGUGGUUGGAGCAUCUUCAAUGCCAUCCUUGGCUGGACCAACUCGGCGACAUACGGCUCCGUCAUUUCCUACAACGUCUACUGGAUCGCCGUCAUCAUAGGCUUCAUCGUCAUGCGAUUCCACGAGACCAAAGGUCGCUGGCCAUUCAUGAAGGCAAAGCCUCACCAGCCAUCGCGUGCUGAGAGCGGGAGUGAAAGCGAAGGCCGCCAGGGUGGCGUCCUCGACACCAAGGCCGCAGCGCGGGAGACUGCGACAACCGUCAACGCGUGA